Molecule: messenger RNA, 1395 nt
Organism: Melospiza georgiana
Lineage: Eukaryota; Metazoa; Chordata; Aves; Passeriformes; Passerellidae
Gene: BEAN1
Product: brain expressed associated with NEDD4 1
Exons: 5
Coding region: 31-708 (225 amino acids)
Source: RefSeq, a predicted model, not a curated record
CCGGCCCCCGGGGAGCCGCGGCGGGGGCGGAUGGAGACAGCGGGCACGGCGGCGGGCUGGGUUAUUUUCUUCCAUCUUCCUUUCAUCUCUGGAAGCUCCAUCAGUAUUGGGAUAGGCAGCAAUUAUUCCAAUCUCCCCAUCGCCUCGAACCAGAGCAGCGCUUCCAGCGCCUUCCCGAGCGCCGGGGAGCACGGCGGUGACAGCAGCCUGCUGGUGUCCCCGCUGCUGGUGGCAGGCGUGGUGAUCGGGCUGGUGCUGCUGCUCUCCUGUGCCACCAUCGUGGUGGGCAGCCUGCGAAGGGACAGCCGUGCCCGCCGGGCCCGCCCGGGCACCACGGCCGCGGAUGCCCCGGAUGGUUUCUCCCACGGCGGCUCCUCGGCAGAGCUGAGAUCCACCUGCAGCGAGGAGCUCCCCCCAGGCUGUGACUUUGACUCCUACCUGGACAUCCUUUCUCAGGUGAACAUCAUGUAUCCUGAUCCACCUCCACGCUACGACGAAUGUGUGGGGCCAGGAGCAACACAGAUAUAUAUUCCCACAGAUGAUCCCCCCCCAUAUUCCCUGACGGACCCUUGCCAAAGAAUUGAAACACCUGGAAACAUCUGUAGCAGGCAGGAGGAGGGGGCAGCCCGUGCCGCAGGGAGGCUGCGGGAGCCCGGCCCGGCCCUGGCCGUCAUCUCCCGGUGCGGGGAGCGGGACAGCGGCGUGUGAGCACGGCGUGUGGGCACGGCGUGUGGGCACGGCGUGUGGGCACGGCGUGUGAGCACGGCGUGAGGGCACGGCGUGUGAGCACGGCGUGUGGGCACGGCGUGAGGGCACGGCGUGUGGGCACGGCGUGAGGGCACGGCCUGUGGGCACGGCGUGUGUCCGAGGGGACACCGAACACCCUCCACUCACACCGAACGCCCUCCGCUGACACCGAACACCCUCCGCUGACACCGAACACCCCGCUGCCCAUCGGGCCCCAGCACCGCAGUGACAGCGCCGCUUUCCUGCGCCUCUUCUGAAGAACUCAUACCAACAGAAGAAUAAAGCCUCUGGAAGUUUUACCGAUUUUAUAUCUUUAAACAGGGAUGUAAUGGCACCCCUGUGAAUCCCAAUGGGAUUUUUUUUUUACAGUGAAUUUUGCAAGUUUACGUAAAUUUCCCCGUUUGUGCUUCAAAGUGUUCCAUGGCAUCACACAGCAUAAAAGAGCAGCCGAGACAAGCAGUGCAUCUGACCUUUCUGAAGCAUUGCAGAACCCAUUGAAAUUAGCCACUCAUAAUGAAGAUAAACGUUAUCCAGUCAAGCCUACUUGUUGAUUUUAUGAUACUUUGCAUGUUUUGGAACAGAUGGAAAAAGAAGAGCCUUUUGUUGUCAUUGCAGGUGUCACUAGUACAGCUCAUUCGGUGUAUUGAC